AUGAAUGAUGCGUUCAGGAAGGCUGUUGUCCAUGUCCCUAAGCUUUGGACACUCUCUGCCCCAUUGGAUGUUCGGAUAGACAACAAAUGUUUAAGGUGCCAUUCCACUGAAGAGAGGAUUGAGUUUUCCGGAUUUUCAUCGUUGCAGCAGCAGCGGAGAUGGGGAUGGGACGACGCUCUCUGGGGGGUUGCGGGGGAGGGGGCUGGGAUAAAGUGUUUUGGGGAGAGAGAUGGCGCGGGGGAUGCUGUGUUGGAUAAAAAAGGGGAUGAUGGGAAUGUGAGCGAAGUGGAGUUCGAGGAGGAGGUUGGGGGAAAGUUGACCAACGGUUCUGCUACUUCCCAGGGGAGUUCCGCCUCCAGGGAUUCUCUGUCGCUGGGGAUUCGCGAGCCAGUUUACGAGGUUGUAGAAGUCAGAUCUAACGGGAUGGUAUCUAGCCGGAAAAUUAACAGGCGACACUUGUUAAAAUCUAGUGGCCUCUGAGCUCGAGAUGUUAGGAGUGUUGAUCCAUCAUUGUGGUUGACAAAUACAGUGCCUGCAUUACUGAGAGGCUUCUUGAUUCGGCUAGGGAAAUGGAAGAUUAAAUUUCUGUUAACCUCAGGUUUGUUGCUAUUAUUAGGACCAAAGUAUUGCUUUUGAACAUUGUUGAGCCUAUAAAUGUGCAGUGAAGCACUUUUUUAAAGCAAUGUGUUUGCCAGGGAAUUAUCUUAUGAAACCCAACUGCAUAAGAAAAUGUAUCCUAACAGUUUAAGUUUCUGAUGGUGUUUAAGUGCUCUAUGUCAUUUCAGGUUAUUCUAUAUCUAUUUUAGCAAUUUUUGAAGUGUUUAUGGAUGAUGUUUUUCAAGCAAUAUAUGUCAUA
Molecule: messenger RNA, 856 nt
Organism: Andrographis paniculata
Lineage: Eukaryota; Viridiplantae; Streptophyta; Magnoliopsida; Lamiales; Acanthaceae
Product: magnesium transporter MRS2-11, chloroplastic-like
Exons: 5
Coding region: 1-480 (159 amino acids)
Source: RefSeq, a predicted model, not a curated record